AUGGAUGGCUUUGAUGCAAAGCUUGUCCCGUGCCUCAUGCUCUUCGCAAACGGGCAGCCUCGGUUCCGACAGUGGGGCUGGGAUCACGAUGACGUUUUCGACUUCAUGCGAACGUUUGACACCAUGGUCCUUCCGGUUGGGUACCUCUUCAGGAACUACUACUGGCUGCGCAGUCUCUACAAGUUCGGCAUCCGGUCGCUCCUGAAGACGCUGAAGUUCGACGCGGAACAUCCGCUGCAAGUUUGGCUGCCUCAACUCCUGGCGCCUUUGAUCUUGCUGGCGCUGAUGCUUCUCAUGCUGCUCGCAAGGUGCUUUCUUGCAUGCUGUCGGUGCUGCAAGUCCAGCAAGGUGACGGACGUGAAGGGCGACAAGAAGAACUCGCCCACAGGAUGGCGAAAGCGCUCCUCGUGGGCUGAGAAGGCAGAGGCUGAAGACGGCGGACACUGCAUGCUCCUCAUCCUUGUCCGGCACCUCACCGACGAGAACUUCACUGUUGCUGUCGUUAACACCGGCGACGGCUUGCAGUAUCAUCCACUCCGUGCCAGCGGAGAGGCACCGAGUCCCGAGCUCGCCACGCGGCAGUGCCCCCUCGUCUUGACAGAUGUUCCUGCCAAGCGUAUCACCUGCGGAACGUUUUGGUAUCUUCUCUUCCGGCAGUUUGUGCGGCCACAAACUUCAAAUGGCCCGCAGCUUUUGUACAGCACGCUGCUUCCGAUGCUGAAGAAGCAGCCCCUGGCUGCAGACUUUGGUGUCGAGCCGAGUGGUUGGGUAGAGUUUUGUCCGGUGCCGGUUCGCUUCUGUUUGCGGGCCUCUGGCGCCACAGAGGAGACCGCAGCCUGGAGCCAGGUGCGAAUGGCAGCCAGGUUUGGCGAGAAGUUUCGCAGCUGGGAGUUGGAUGCUGUACGUCAGCUGGUCCAAAGAGUCCAGGACGAGUGUUGGAAACGAGAGAGUUCCGAGCGCGAUGCUCGUACAGUUUUACCACCAGCCUGCCCAAUUCAGGUGGUCUCAGGCGGGCGGCCUGCGCAUGAGCUGCUAUUCAACGAUUUCGAGCGGCUGCUGGACACCCUUGCAUUAGAGUUCUACGAGUAUUGG
This is a messenger RNA of Symbiodinium sp. CCMP2592, 1092 nucleotides long. The record is from the annotation of a GenBank genome assembly. NCBI's taxonomy places the organism in Eukaryota, Dinophyceae, Suessiales, Symbiodiniaceae.